Elaeis guineensis (African oil palm) is the source of this 966-nucleotide messenger RNA. NCBI's taxonomy places the organism in Eukaryota, Viridiplantae, Streptophyta, Magnoliopsida, Arecales, Arecaceae. The record is from RefSeq and is a predicted model, not a curated record.
AUGCACAAAAGGAAGUUGUACUUGACUCAGCAGAAAAGGCAAACCACUUUACCAUUUCAGCCAUCUGGGACAUGUUCUGGUAUUGUCACUCAUCCUUAUAUUAUUUCUGGUGCUAAAUAUGAGCAAGAAAAAAUGAGAGAACUUAUUGCCACAAUUGUUUUAAUGCAUGAACAUCCUUUUAGCAUUGUGAAGGAAGACGGAUUCAUAUUUAUGUUGAAGUAUUCAAAUCUAGAAUUUGAAAGAAUUUCACAUAAAAUAAUGAAAAAUGAUUGCAUGGCAAUAUAUGAGAUAGAGAAGAAAAGGCUCAAGGCUCUACUAAAGAAUGAUAGUCUUGUUGAGAUUAAAGGUAUAAUUGAGAAUGUACAUGAAAGUUUUAAAUAUGUCAACCACUCUGAUGCAAGGUUGAAGUUAUUUUCUGAUAUUGCUCAGCAGCUUCAAUUGAAAGAUAGGAAGUUGAUAAUUAACUGUCCCACUCGCUGGAACUUGACUUAUGAGAUGUUAUUUGCUACUCUAAAGUUCAGAGAAGUUUUUCCAAGGUUCAAGGAUAGGGAGCCUCAUUAUGAUCAUUUGCCUGAGCCUGAGGAUUGGGAAAAGGUGGAGAUGGUUUGUGAGGUUUUAAAAGUGUUCAACACAGCCACUCAUGUUAUAUCAGAUAGUGAUUAUCCCAUUGCUAAUUUGUAUCUUACUGAAAUUUAUAGAGUGAAGGAAGUCAUUGAUAAUGCAGCAAUGAAUGGUAACAACUUCAUGUGUUGUGUGGCUUUGUCAAUGAAAGAAAAAUUUGAUAAAUAUUGGGAACCAUGCAAUUUAGUGAUGGCUAUUGCAUAUGUUUUAGAUUCAAGGUUCAAACUCUUUGGGGUUAAGAUGAUCUAUCCAAUGAUUUAUCAUCCAGAGUCUGAGGCUGUAAAGAAUGUAAGAAUUGUGGAGGAAGGAUUACACAAGUUAUAUGCUGAGUAUGAUUCUUUAUAA